CAAGGCUUUCCUGUCCUUCCUCCUCCAAACCAAACCAAAGAUGUUCCAACUUGGGAGCCUUGUGGUCUUGUGUGGCCUGCUUAUUGGGACCUCAGAAUCACUUCUUGGUGACGUUGCCAAUGCUGUGAAUAAUUUGGACAUUCUUAAUUCUCCCUCUGAAGCUGUCGCUCAGAAUCUGAACCUGGAUGUGGGGUCACUUCAGCAAGCCGCAACUUGGCCAUCAGCCAAGGACAGCAUUCUCGAAACAUUGAACAAAGUGGAGCUUGGCAAUUCAAAUGGCUUUACACCUUUGAAUGGUUUAUUGUUGCGAGUCAAUAAAUUUAGAGUCCUGGAUCUUCAAGCUGGGCUGUCUUCCAAUGGCAAAGACAUCGACCUGAAACUGCCCCUGACUUUUGACAUUUCUUUCUCUCUGCCUGUCAUUGGCCCUACGCUCGACGUUGCUGUUUCCUUGGACCUCCUAAACUCAGUCAGUGUUCAAACCAAUGCCCAGACUGGCCUCCCUGGGGUGACCCUAGGAAAAUGCUCCGGUAAUACAGACAAAAUCUCCAUUUCCUUGUUGGGCAGACGACUUCCCUUCAUCAACCGUAUUCUGGAUGGUGCAUCUGGCCUCCUCACAGGUGCAGUGUCAAUCCUGCUGCAAAACAUCCUAUGCCCAGUGCUCCAGUACCUCCUCAGCACAAUGAGUGGAAGUGCUAUUCAGGGUCUCCUCUCUAAUGUACUAACAGGACAGCUAGCAGUCCCCCUCUGAAGAGGAAGAACAGAAGGAGGAAGCCAUGACAACCCCUGCUGGUUAGUCUCCACUGGCUUUAUUUUACUUCUGGUGGCAUUUCUUUCUGGGAAGUUCUACUAUCAUCCACACAAAGUCUACCUGAUACCAAUGGAAGGACUCUCCCAGAUUCCCUUCUUCCCUGAGUAGUCUCCACACCUGUCACCACCAUCCCAGCAAUAAAAUCCUAACUGC
Rattus rattus (black rat) is the source of this 961-nucleotide messenger RNA. It is a transcript of the gene Bpifa2, whose product is annotated as BPI fold containing family A member 2. The record is from RefSeq and is a predicted model, not a curated record. The transcript is spliced from 9 exons. Gene Ontology annotation, molecular function: lipid binding. Lineage: Eukaryota; Metazoa; Chordata; Mammalia; Rodentia; Muridae. The coding region runs from base 41 to 748 and encodes 235 amino acids.